AUGCUGGCAGAUGAAGCGGAGUAUUGGUGGGAAAAUGCUCGUAAGAGGCUUGAAGUUGCAGGUACUGAGAUCAUUCGUAAGAAUUCCAAGACCGAGUUUCUAGAGAAGUACUUUCCUGCUGAUGUUCGUAACAAGAAGGAGAUUGAGUUCAUUGAGUUGAAACAGGGAAACAAGAGUGUUGCUGACUAUGUUGCGAAGUUUGAGGAGUUGUCUAGGUUUUGCUCGUAUUACAAUGGGGUAGGAGCUAAGGGUUCUAAGUGUAUCAAGUUUAAGAGUGGAUUGCGUCUAGAGAUCAAACAAUUCAUCAAGUAUCAGGAGUUUCGUCAGCUUUCCGUGAUGGUUAAUAAGUGUAGAAUCUAUGAUGAAGAUAGUCGUGCUAGAUCUAAUUGUUAUCAGAGUAUUAACGAGAAGAAAAGUGGAAAUUAA
Molecule: messenger RNA, 426 nt
Organism: Lathyrus oleraceus (garden pea)
Lineage: Eukaryota; Viridiplantae; Streptophyta; Magnoliopsida; Fabales; Fabaceae
Exons: 1
Coding region: 1-426 (141 amino acids)
Source: RefSeq, a predicted model, not a curated record